CGCACGCACAGUGAAAGUCAGUCGCGGGGACAUGAAGGCACGAAGAGGCGAACGCGUGAAGACAUGAAGACAUGGACUUGCUAGUGUGCGCGGUGUUGAUUGUAUUUGUGCGCGUCUCUGCCGUCAGCGGCCGCAGCGCAGAUUCGCUCCAUGAAGUUUUGUCCAAGUUCAGCGUGGUUCGUCCCAUCCGGACCGACUCGCGUGGCCGUUUCCUGUCGGCGGCGCUCUCCCCUGACUCGCCGCACCGCGGCAAACGCCACGCCCCCGGGAGUGAGGCCUCGCCCACGUCCGAGUCGGAGGUCUUCUACAAUGUGACGGUGUUCGGACGGGAGCUGCACCUGCGGCUGCGUGCCAACCGCCGCCUGCUGGCCCCCCGCGCCACCGUGGACCGCUGGGAGGAGUCGGGCCUCGGGCGCUCGGAGCCCAUCGGAGACGCCGGUUGCUUCUACGUGGGGGGCGUGUCCAACAUGGAGGACGCGGCCGUCGCCCUCAGCAACUGCGACGGACUGGCCGGGAUGAUCCGAACGGCCGAGGAGGACUUUUUCAUUGAGCCGCUGCGUCGCUCGGGGCCGAGAGGCCACGGUGAAGAUGACGAAGGAGGACGGCCGCACGUCGUUUACCCGUCGUCCGCCGUCAUCAAGUCCAAACAACGGGCGGUCAACCGAACCGCUGACUUUCUGCGAGGUGGGAAGAAAUCGGCCGGUCGCGCGAUGACUGAUCCGAUCAAGAUUUUGACCGUCUCUUCAGAGCCUCUCUCGGGUUCCUCGGAUCCGCCGACGUCCAAGUCUGCCUCGGGCCGGCGGCGGCGCUACAUCGAAGAGGCGGAUGUGUUCAACAUCGAGGUCCUGCUCGCCGUGGAUUAUUCCGUACUUCUUUUCCACGGACAAGAACACGUCCAGAACUAUCUGCUCACCUUUAUGAACAUCGUUAACCAAAUCUAUCAGGAUCCGUCCCUGGGCGCCAACAUCAACGUGGUCCUGGUGCGAAUCAUCAUGCUGUCUCCGUCCAAGUCCCAGGAGCUGAUCUCAGUGGGCAAUGCCCAGAGAAGCUUGGAGAACGUCUGCGGCUGGUCUUACAUCCAGCAGAGGGAGCAAAGCCCCAACCAGCAGCACGACCACCUGGUCUACUUGAGCAGACGCGAGUUCGGACCCUCCGGCAUGCUGGGCUACGCUCCCGUCACAGGAAUGUGUAAGAUGCACCAGAGCUGCGUUCUGGUCUUCGAGGACGGCUUCUCGUCGGCCUUCGUGGCAGCGCACGAAAUCGGACACGUGUUGGGCAUGGAGCACGACGGAGAGGCCAACGAGUGCGACCAUGACGUGUCCCUGGGCAGCAUCAUGUCGCCGCAAGUGGAGGCCACGUUCUACCGCUACCACUGGUCCAGGUGCAGCUGGAGUGAGCUGCACAAGUACCUCCCCGCGUACGACUGUCUCCGAGAUGACCCCUUCAGCCCCGGCUGGCCCAUCCCGCCCCUUUUACCGGGCUUUGAGUACUCCAUGGAGCAGCAGUGCAGCUUUGACUUUGGUCCAGGAUACGGAACUUGUAACGCCUAUCCCAACUCGCAGCCUUGCCAGCAGCUGUGGUGCAGCGACAACAACCAUCCUUUGUUCUGCAGAUCCAAGAAAGGUCCGCCUCUGGACGGGACGCCGUGCGGACCCGGCAUGCACUGCUUCAAAGGAUUCUGCAUCACGCUGACGGCCAACCUCCUGAGACAGGACGGCGGCUGGAGCUCGUGGAGCGCCUACAGCGACUGCUCCAGGACCUGCGGGGUCGGCGUCCGGAUCCGCUCCAGGAACUGCGACAGCCCACCGCCGGCCAACGGGGGGCGCACCUGCUUUGGAAACAGUUUCGAGUUCCAACUGUGCAACCAACAACACCAAUGUCCCCCCAUGACUGACUUCAGGGCGGAGCAGUGCAGCGCCUUGGAUGACCUUUUUGAGCACGAGGGAAAAAAACAUCACUGGCUGCCCGUGGAACAUGCCGACCCGGACGAGCGAUGCAAUCUGUUCUGUCGCUCCAACGAGACGGGGGCCCCGGUUUUCAUGAAGAGAGCGGCACGCGACGGGACGCUGUGCUCUUACGACGACGCCUUCAGCGUGUGCGUGCGAGGAGAGUGUGAGCACGUGGGCUGCGACGGCGAGAUCGCGUCGGACCGCCAGGAAGACCGAUGCGGGGUGUGCGGCGGCGAUCACUCCCGCUGUCGCGUGGUCAAAGGAAACUUCACCCGCAGUGCCAACAAAACAGGUUACCUGAAGAUCCUGGAGAUUCCUCGAGGGGCCCGACACCUCCUGGUGCAGGAGUUCAGGAGGACCCCCCACGUCCUCGCGGCAAUGAACCAGGAGAGCGGUCGCCUCUUCCUGAACGAGGAGGACGCCGCGCCGACGUCCCGCAUCCUGGUGGAGAUGGGCGUGGCCUGGCACUACACCCACAACCAGGCGCGGGAGGUGUUGCAGGCCGAGGGGCCGCUCAAGUACGCCGUGGUCCUCAUGCUUCGAACCCACGGCCACGCCAAGGUGACGGUAUCCUACAAGUACGUGAUCCAGGACCACCUGCGCUCUUCGCUGGAGUCCAACCUGGUGCAGGAGGAUGCCGUCUUUUAUGAGUGGGCGCUCAAGCAGUGGUCCGCGUGCUCCAAGUCGUGCGGCGGAGGGAAACAGUACACCCGCUUCGGAUGCCGACGGAAGGCCGACGGGGUGAUGGUUCAGAGAACCUUCUGCUCCAACAUCAGCAAACCUCGAGCCAUCACGCGCAGCUGCAACCCGGACGUCUGCAGCCCGCCACGUUGGAUGACCGGCGGCUGGGAGGCCUGCAGCGCCUCCUGCGGACAAAGCGGGUGGCAGCGUCGCUGGGUGGGCUGCCAGCUGGUCUCCGUUGGCGGGCGGCGGCUUUCCGUCAACAGCGAAUUCUGCCAGGAGCGCCGACCGGACGCCAAGCGGCCCUGCAACCGCUCGCCGUGCCCGGCGGCGUGGCGGGCCGGCCCCUGGACGCCGUGUUCCGUCACCUGCGGCAACGGCACGCAGGAAAGGCAGGUGGCCUGCGUCCGCCCCGAGGGCUCUUUGGGGAACUGCAGCUCGGUCCCGCCCGUCUCCGGCCGCGCGUGCCGAGCGCCACCCUGCGGCGGCGACCCGAAGAACUUCACGGUCCGAUGGCUGUCCAGAUCCAACGCGGACGUCCCGCCGGCAAAGACCGCCUCAAGGCAGCGUUGCCGCGGCGACCGCUCGGCCUUUUGCCGCAUGGAAUCUCUCAGUGGCAACUGCGCCAACGCCGGUUACAGACAAAUGUGCUGCAAGUCCUGCGGCAACUUCAGCGUGUCCACCACAGGAAUGCCGCAGCCGAGCCCCUCCCCCGGCAGCGGUGCUGGGACCACGACUCCGCCCCCCGGCACCACCGACUUUAUUUACGUGGAUUACGACGACGACGAGCAGCAUUCGGCCUCCCAGAACGCCGCCGAACUCAUGGCUCCUACGCCCGUGCCGCCAUCUUUCCUCGCCGAGCCCACGCCCACUGUUGCUCUGGCGUCCUCCGUCGCCACGGUAACUCCCACCGGCCAAGCGGCGCCGACUGCCUCGCUUAGGACGGCUGUCGUCACCCCCGGCGAGAGGAGCCCCGCCGUGGGCCAACGUACGUCUUCCUUUCCGCCAACAUCUCCGAAGAUGGCGAAGGACCCGGGGGCCGAGGUUUCCUACGGCAUCGUGGGGCUGGACGCCGAUGGGACGAGGGGCCCGCAGAGCCAUUUUGUGCCCCGGGUGCCCCCGGUCCGGGAGCGGACGCAAAACAAACGCAUCCAGCAGCUUCUGAACGAGAAGCUGCGGAGGCCUGGACGCCGCCGGAAACACGGCGCCUUAUAGGACGCGUUGUUUCUGUUUGGGUUCCUUGUAGGCUGGAGAGUAGCCCACUUUCGGCGGGCUUGUUUGUGUGAGUCCAAUAAAGCAAAGUCUGAAAUA
Hippocampus zosterae (dwarf seahorse) is the source of this 3941-nucleotide messenger RNA. RefSeq names its product A disintegrin and metalloproteinase with thrombospondin motifs 2-like. Bases 72 to 3845 code for a protein of 1257 amino acids. Gene Ontology annotation, molecular function: metalloendopeptidase activity. The transcript is spliced from 24 exons. Gene Ontology annotation, biological process: proteolysis; extracellular matrix organization. The record is from RefSeq and is a predicted model, not a curated record. Gene Ontology annotation, cellular component: extracellular matrix. NCBI's taxonomy places the organism in Eukaryota, Metazoa, Chordata, Actinopteri, Syngnathiformes, Syngnathidae.